CUAUUGGUACACGAUGAACAGGAUGCUAUCGUUUAUGUAAAAGUUGAUGGGGAUAUUCGGAUAAUUUGUGGUAUUUAUAAAACCACUAGAGCCUGGAUAGCUUUAUAAACCCGCUGUUUACAUGCUUGAGCAAAGAGCUCGAGGAACGAAGAAGCUCACCUUUGGCAUGUGAGAAAGCCCAAGGACAUCUGAGGGAAUCAGCAGAACGAGGGCAGAAAGUUGGAGCGCAACGCGUACAUUCCAGUCUCUCUGCAAUUGCCAGAACCUGACGCGUUGAAGAUCAUGCGAAAUAUGGAGCUCACUGCACGCUGGACUGGCAUGGGCAGGGUGUUUUCACUGCUGGUGCUUGUCGCAAAUCUGGCCUUUUCGCAAGCCUACAAGAUCGAUCUUCACACUCAUAUCCUCCCUCCAUUCUACCUCGACUGGCUUACAGAACAAGGCUAUGGUCUCGUAAAUCCUCCAGCAUGGAGCCCGUCGCUGCACUUAGCAUACAUGGAGUCGAUAGGAACGGCGACAUCUGUGGUUUCCAUCGCACCUCCCGGAGUCGGUCCAUUCAACAAUAGCUCCUCAGCAACUACUCGAGCUAUAGCACGGAAGCUUAAUCAAUAUUCGCACGACGAGCUGGCGAAAGCAUACCCUGGGAAAUUCCAGUUCUGGGCGACUGUGACUCUGCCAGAUGUGGAAGGAUCCAUCGCGGAAGCCAAAUACGCAUUGGAGGUGCUCAAUGCGACCGGAAUUUUUCUUGAAUCUAACAAAUUGGGAAUAUAUCUGGGCGAUCCUGCAUUCGAUUCUUUCUUCCAGUUUCUCAACGACGUGCACGCUCUGGUCUUCAUCCACCCCACCAACGUCCCGAAUGUACAAGCUCUUCCGGGACUAGCGCCAAAUGUGUUGGACUUCACAUUGGACAUCACACGCGCAGCCGUCAAUUUGGUCUUCACGAACACAACUCAGAAGUAUCCCAAUGUCACUUACAUCUUGGCAAACGCGGGAGGCUCCGUAACCCUCCUUGCUUACAGAGCUGCUCUGAGUUCACGGUACUCUCUGCCUGUGAUGCUCGAGGAGCUAAAAAAGUUCUAUUACGACACCACGUUUUCCAGCACCCCAUCCGCGAUGCCUACCAUUCUGCAGUUCGCAACUCCGGACCGCAUGACUUUCGGAAGCGAUUGGCCGCAAGGACAGGAUUUUGGGACGCCAUUCUACACGCAAACAAUAGAGGAGUAUCCCUUGGACCAAAGUGAUAGAGAGAAGAUCCUUAGAGCCAACGCUGAAGGCCUCUUUAGACGAAACUCUUGACGAUACAAUGCGUUUCAGCGCCCUACGUUUUAGACUUCUCUGUCUGCCUUCGCUGGACAUUUAUACGGAGCUUCCCAUGAUUUUGGUUGAGAUUUUACCGGGAUUGUUCAGUUUACAUUUAUGAUCGACGAGGAUUCGGGUCAUUGAAAGAAAGGUCCGUGGAAGCUACGAGUGAAUAGGGUCAGUUCUCCAGCUCUGCAUUUUCAGAACAACAGACAGAGUAGUUGAUGGAGCAGGUUAUAAGCAAGGUGCGAUGAAUGAGGAAAGCGAAAUUUUUAGCGUUUAGUCCGAGUCGAAAGAAGAUAGAGUUCUCCCGUUCUGUGUCGAAUCUGGGCAUGCGCAGUCGCAUGUGCACAGGAGAACAAGAGAGCGUAGUGAAAAACAAGCGGGAAAAUUUCCCACUGUCAUGCUUUGCGAUUCAGUGUAUCCGGACCAAUUUUGGGAGAAUCAAUAGAUUUGAAGCAGUAACGAAAAUCUCCAGUGUAGGCAGUUGGCGCACGGCUUCAACUCUGAUAUGGAUUAAGUCACAGUGAAGUUCUCUGGUCCACUUCCCGGCAGGGCAACUCUAUCCUUGUCAGACACGUCUGAGAAUUCUUGUGGUUUAUACGCAUACCAUCGUCAGCGUCACCCAGAAGUAAUCAUCGAGGAGAGGAAGUAGAGAUUAGCAACGAUGGACCUUGUUCAUCCCACCAUUCAAUUACAUGGAGGGUUCUGCGUCCUUUGCUCUUGGUGACUCAUCUUACCUUGCGGGGAAUUUUUUCACAUGUGAUUGGCUCACACAUACUUCAUUU
Molecule: messenger RNA, 2084 nt
Organism: Marchantia polymorpha subsp. ruderalis
Lineage: Eukaryota; Viridiplantae; Streptophyta; Marchantiopsida; Marchantiales; Marchantiaceae
Source: the annotation of a GenBank genome assembly